AUGGCCUACACAGGCAACUUUCAAUCUCGAAAAGGUGAAACGAAUUUUGAUCGCAUUUCUGGCAGUGUCCACGCUUGCAAAAACAACACUUUGCUGCACGCUGCUGCUGCCAAAUACUGCAAUUUCAUCCAGGAGACAGCAGGUCCAUACUCAGCAUGUCAUUCCUCCGUCAAUCCGACAGAAAGUUUUGAUGCCUGCAUGUCUGAUUUCUGCAACUGUAAGAAAGAGAGACACAGCGAUUGUGCCUGCAGUGCUGCUAAAGAUUACGAGAAGCAAUGCUUAGCCGAAGGAGUGAUCACAUUCAGGUCAAUCGUCGAUGCCUGCGGCGUAUGCGGUGGGGACGGCACCUCUUGCAGCCAAAAAUACUCUACGUGCACCGUUUUCAGCAGCCCGCUAGCCUCGGUCAAUGGAAAAAAGCAGAAAUUUACAACGUUCGACUGCUUAUUGCACAAAUUUCAAGGUUCUUGCGAAUACGUUUUGGCACGUGACUGCACUGAUGGCUUCUUUGAUAUCCACAUUGAGAAUGACUGUCCUUUUCCAAAUGGCAUCCGUACUACUUGGACAAAAGGCAUUGCUAUUCGUACACGUCAGCUCGGCGUGGUUAAAGCUCUCCUUUCUUACAAAGAAACCAAAGUCUAUAUGAACGAUAGCCUUUUAAGUUGGCCAUCAACAAAUUAUGGAGCCGACGGUUCUCGAAUUCUCUUGUUCACUAAAGUAAUGGAAGACAUAGUUGAGAUCGUUUUGGCAAGCAUAGAUGUCAGGAUAUCAGUGAUUGAUCAACAUCAAAUAGUUGUAUCUAUUCCAAGAUCAUUUAUUAAUAAAACUUGCGGCUUGUGUGGUAACUACAAUGGCAACCCAGAGGACGACCUCAUGCUGACCAACGGAAAGUCGCUGCCAGUCAGUAACGUAGACGGUUCUACGUCCACUAUGUCUGUCUCUAACUAUCUCACGUUUGGUACCAACUGGACUGCACAGGGCAAGGACAGACUACUCUUAAGCCCGAGUGACACUUGUGGUAAGCUCAUCCAUGUAUCCUAUUGCGAUCAACUGUUGGAUCGCAGAGAAACGGUCGAAAAAUUUUGCGAAGUUAUUAUUGAUCCGAAAGGACCAUUUGCUGAAGCUCACAGUUACACCGAUCCAGAGAAAGCGUACAAGCAAUGUGUACUGAGCGGCUGCGCGCAUGAUGGAGAUACAAAAUAUGCAUGUUCAGCAAUCCUAUCAUACAGAGAUCAAUGUCAAAGAUGCAACAAAAAUUUCCCUAGACCCGUCGUGCCAGAUUGCGAAAUAUCGUGUAACAAUCUUACUACACCAGCGAAUGGUUCCAAAACCGGCAGCGGGAAUUCUCUUGAAGACAUAAUAACAUUUUCUUGCAACAACGGAUUUACAUUAUCUGGAUCACCUUUCCGUCAAUGUCAGGCAAACGGUUCGUGGAGUGGAGAGCAGCCCCAGUGUUUAGACGUCGACGAGUGUGCGAAAGGUACCCACGACUGCGAUUCGAAUGCCGAGUGCAUCAACGGGCUAGGAUCUUUUGCUUGCACUUGCAAUCCAUGCUACAGUGGCAGCGGGACGACAUGCACACUUGCAGGAUUGAAGUGCCCUGUUCUGGCGCCUCCAACGGCCGGAAGGCUUACUGCUAGCAGUUCCAAUAUGUGCGGAAAGAACUCGACGUUUGAAUGCGAGGUAGGCUAUCGUUUGGUCGGAUCGUCUUCUCUGCAAUGCGGCGAGGACUCCCUCUGGUCUGGAAUGAAGCCGGUCUGCUAUGAUAUCGAUGAAUGUGUACAGGGAACGGACAAUUGCGAUUCCAACGCUGAGUGCAACAACACGGUCGGAUCAUUCACUUGCACUUGUCAUGCUUGCUACAGCGGAGACGGCAUUAAUUGCACGCAUGUCAAUGAGUGUAGUGAGGAGUCUCACAAUUGUGCUCUAACAGUGGGAUCUUGUACGAACACUGUGGGAGGCUUUAAUUGCUCGUGUGUGAAGUGUUAUGCGGGUGAUGGCAGAUCGUGCAAGAGAAUCGAGUGCGAGAGUCUUUUGUCGCCGUCCAAUGGAACAAUAAACAGCAGCGACACGACAUGUUCUGCGACGGUUGCGUAUGGAUGCGAUGCUGGAUACCGUCUGAAUGGCGACCAAGUAAGAACGUGUCAGGAAGACGGUACGUGGAAUGGAGAACAACCCCAUUGUUCAGACAUCGACGAGUGUGCGGAGGGCACGCACGACUGCGAUUCUAAUGCCGAGUGCAUCAAUGGGAUAGGAUCUUUUGCUUGCACUUGCAAUCCAUGCUACAGUGGUAGCGGGACGACCUGCACGCGUACGACUUGUCCUGGUUUGGUUUCUCCAGAACAUGGAAGCAUUGCAAGUAACUCUAGUCUCUGUGGAAAUAAUGUGACAUUCGCAUGCAACGUCGGGUAUCGGUUACAUGGAUCCUCCUCGAGACAAUGCGGCAUAAACUCACUAUGGUCUGGAACGCAACCAGUUUGCAACGAUGUCAAUGAGUGUAGUGAGGAGUCUCACAAUUGUGCUGAAACAGUGGGAUCUUGUACGAACACUGCGGGAGGCUUUAAUUGCUCGUGUGUGAAGUGUUAUGAAGGUGAUGGCAGAUCGUGCGUGAGAAUCGAGUGUGAGAGUCUUUUGUCGCCGUCCAAUGGAACAAUAAACAGCAGCGACACGACGUGCUCUGCGACGGUUGCGUAUGGAUGCGACGCUGGAUACCGUCUGAAUGGUGACCAAGUAAGAACGUGUCUGGAAAACGGUUCGUGGAGUGGAGAGCAGCCCCAGUGUUCAGAUGUCGACGAGUGUGCGAAAGGUACGCACGACUGCGAUUCUAAUGCCGAGUGCAUCAACGGGCUAGGAUCUUUUGCUUGCACUUGCAAUCCAUGCUACAGUGGCAGCGGGACGACAUGCACACGAUUGAAGUGCCCUGUUCUGGUGCCUCCAACGGCCGGAAGGCUUACUGCUAGCAGUUCCAAUAUGUGCGGAAAGAACUCGACGUUUGAAUGCGAGGUAGGCUAUCGUUUGGUCGGAUCGUCUUCUCUGCAAUGCGGCGAGGACUCGCUCUGGUCUGGAACAAAACCGGUCUGCAAUGAUAUCGAUGAAUGUGUACAGGGUACGGACAAUUGCGAUUCCAACGCUGAGUGCAACAAUACGGUCGGAUCAUUCACUUGCACUUGUCGUGCUUGCUACAGCGGAGACGGCAUUAACUGCACGCGAACGUCGUGUGCUGUUUUGGAGCCUCUAGAGAAUGGGAGCAUUUCUGGUGAGACGAAUUUGUGCGGAGAAAAUGUGACGUUUGCUUGUAACGAUGGCUAUCGCUUGUCGGGAUCCUCAUCGAGACAAUGCGGCAUAAACUCACUGUGGUCUGGAACGCAACCAGUUUGCAACGAUGUCAAUGAGUGUAAUGAGAAGUCUCACAAUUGUGCUGAAACAGUGGGAUCUUGUACGAACACUGCGGGAGGCUUUAAUUGCUCGUGUGUAAAGUGUUAUGCGGGUGAUGGCCGAUCGUGCAAGAGAAUCGAGUGUGGGAGUCUUUUGUCGCCGUCCAAUGGAACAAUAAACAGCAGCGACACGACAUGUUCUACGACGGUUGCGUAUGGAUGCGAUGCUGGAUACCGUCUGAAUGGUGACCAAGUAAGAACGUGUCAGGAAAACGGUUCGUGGAGUGGAGAGCAGCCCCAGUGUUCAGAUGUCGACGAGUGUGCGGAAAGUACGCACGACUGCGAUUCUAAUGCCGAAUGCAUCAACGGGCUAGGAUCUUUUGCCUGCACUUGCAAUCCAUGCUACAGUGGCAGCGGGACGACAUGCACACGAUUGAAGUGCCCUGUUCUGGUGCCUCCAACGGCCGGAAGGCUUACUGCAAGCAGUUCUAAUAUGUGCGGAAAGAACUCGACGUUUGAAUGCGAGGUAGGCUAUCGUUUGGUCGGAUCGUCUUCUCUGCAAUGCGGCAAGGACUCGCUCUGGUCUGGAACGAAACCGGUCUGCAAUGAUAUCGAUGAAUGUGUACAGGGUACGGACAAUUGCGAUUCCAACGCUGAGUGCAACAACACGGUCGGAUCAUUCGCUUGCACUUGUCAUGCUUGCUACAGCGGAGACGGCAUUAAUUGCACGCGAACGUCGUGUGCUGUAUUGAAGCCUCUAGAGAAUGGGAGCAUUUCUGGUGAGACGAAUUUGUGCGGAGAAAAUGUGACGUUUGCUUGUAACGAUGGCUAUCGCUUGUCGGGAUCCUCAUCGAGACAAUGCGGCAUAAACUCACUGUGGUCUGGAACGCAACCAGUUUGCAACGAUGUCAAUGAGUGUAAUGAGAAGUCUCACAAUUGUGCUGAAACAGUGGGAUCUUGUACGAACACUGCGGGAGGCUUUAAUUGCUCGUGUGUGAAGUGUUAUGCGGGUGAUGGCCGAUCGUGCAAGAGAAUCGAGUGUGGGAGUCUUUUGUCGCCGUCCAAUGGAACAAUAAACAGCAGCGACACGACAUGUUCUGCGACGGUUGCGUAUGGAUGCGAUGCUGGAUACCGUCUGAAUGGUGACCAAGUAAGAACGUGUCAGGAAAACGGUUCGUGGAGUGGAGAGCAGCCCCAGUGUUCAGAUGUCGACGAGUGUGCGGAAAGUACGCACGACUGCGAUUCUAAUGCCGAGUGCAUCAACGGGCUAGGAUCUUUUGCCUGCACUUGCAAUCCAUGCUACAGCGGCAGCGGGACGACAUGCACACGAUUGAAGUGCCCUGUUCUGGUGCCUCCAACGGCCGGAAGGCUUACUGCUAGCAGUUCUAAUAUGUGCGGAAAGAACUCGACGUUUGAAUGCGAGGUAGGCUAUCGUUUGGUCGGAUCGUCUUCUCUGCAAUGCGGCAAGGACUCGCUCUGGUCUGGAACGAAACCGGUCUGCAAUGAUAUCGCUGAAUGUGUAGAGGGUACGGACAAUUGCGAUUCCAACGCUGAGUGCAACAACACGGUCGGAUCAUUCGCUUGCACUUGUCAUGCUUGCUACAGCGGAGACGGCAUUAUGUGCACGCAUGUCAAUGAGUGUAAUGAGAAGUCUCACAAUUGUGCUGAAACAGUGGGAUCUUGUACGAACACUGCGGGAGGCUUUAAUUGCUCGUGUGUGAAGUGUUAUGCGGGUGAUGGCCGAUCGUGCAAGAGAAUCGAGUGUGGGAGUCUUUUGUCGCCGUCCAAUGGAACAAUAAACAGCAGCGACACGACAUGUUCUGCGACGGUUGCGUAUGGAUGCGUUGCUGGAUACCGUCUGAAUGGUGACCAAGUAAGAACGUGUCAGGAAAACGGUUCGUGGAGUGGAGAGCAGCCCCAGUGUUCAGAUGUCGACGAGUGUGCGGAAAGUACGCACGACUGCGAUUCUAAUGCCGAGUGCAUCAACGGGCUAGGAUCUUUUGCCUGCACUUGCAAUCCAUGCUACAGCGGCAGCGGGGCGACAUGCACACGAUUGAAGUGCCCUAUUCUGGUGCCUCCAAAGGCCGGAAGGCUUACUGCAAGCAGUUCUAAUAUGUGCGGAAAGAACUCGACGUUUGAAUGCGAGGUAGGCUAUCGUUUGGUCGGAUCGACUUCUCUGCAAUGCGGCAAGGACUCGCUCUGGUCUGGAACGAAACCGGUCUGCAAUGAUAUCGAUGAAUGUGUACAGGGUACGGACAAUUGCGAUUCCAACGCUGAGUGCAACAACACGGUCGGAUCAUUCACUUGCACUUGUCAUGCUUGCUACAGCGGAGACGGCAUUAAUUGCACGCGAACGUCGUGUGCUGUUUUGAAGCCUCUAGAGAAUGGGAGCAUUUCUGGUGAGACGAAUUUGUGCGGAGAAAAUGUGACGUUUGCUUGUAACGAUGGCUAUCGCUUGUCGGGAUCCUCAUCGAGACAAUGCGGCAUAAACUCACUGUGGUCUGGAACGCAACCAGUUUGCAACGAUGUCAAUGAGUGUAAUGAGAAGUCUCACAAUUGUGCUGAAACAGUGGGAUCUUGUACGAACACUGCGGGAGGCUUUAAUUGCUCGUGUGUGAAGUGUUAUGCGGGUGAUGGCCGAUCGUGCAAGAGAAUCGAGUGUGGGAGUCUUUUGUCGCCGUCCAAUGGAACAAUAAACAGCAGCGACACGACAUGUUCUGCGACGGUUGCGUAUGGAUGCGUUGCUGGAUACCGUCUGAAUGGUGACCAAGUAAGAACGUGUCAGGAAAACGGUUCGUGGAGUGGAGAGCAGCCCCAGUGUUCAGAUGUCGACGAGUGUGCGGAAAGUACGCACGACUGCGAUUCUAAUGCCGAGUGCAUCAACGGGCUAGGAUCUUUUGCCUGCACUUGCAAUCCAUGCUACAGCGGCAGCGGGACGACAUGCACACGAUUGAAGUGCCCUGUUCUGGUGCCUCCAAAGGCCGGAAGGCUUACUGCUAGCAGUUCUAAUAUGUGCGGAAAGAACUCGACGUUUGAAUGCGAGGUAGGCUAUCGUUUGGUCGGAUCGUCUUCUCUGCAAUGCGGCAAGGACUCGCUCUGGUCUGGAACGAAACCGGUCUGCAAUGAUAUCGAUGAAUGUGUAGAGGGUACGGACAAUUGCGAUUCCAACGCUGAGUGCAACAACACGGUCGGAUCAUUCGCUUGCACUUGUCAUGCUUGCUACAGCGGAGACGGCAUUAUGUGCACGCAUGUCGACGAGUGUGCGGAAAGUACGCACGACUGCGAUUCUAAUGCCGAGUGCAUCAACGGGCUAGGAUCUUUUGCCUGCACUUGCAAUCCAUGCUACAGCGGCAGCGGGACGACAUGCACACGAUUGAAGUGCCCUGUUCUGGUGCCUCCAACGGCCGGAAGGCUUACUGCUAGCAGUUCUAAUAUGUGCGGAAAGAACUCGACGUUUGAAUGCGAGGUAGGCUAUCGUUUGGUCGGAUCGUCUUCUCUGCAAUGCGGCAAGGACUCGCUCUGGUCUGGAACGAAACCGGUCUGCAAUGAUAUCGAUGAAUGUGUACAGGGUACGGACAAUUGCGAUUCCAACGCUGAGUGCAACAACACGGUCGGAUCAUUCACUUGCACUUGUCAUGCUUGCUACAGCGGAGACGGCAUUAAUUGCACGCGAACGUCGUGUGCUGUUUUGAAGCCUCUAGAGAAUGGGAUCAUUUCUGGUGAGACGAAUUUGUGCGGAGAAAAUGUGACGUUUGCUUGUAACGAUGGCUAUCGCUUGUCGGGAUCCUCAUCGAGACAAUGCGGCAUAAACUCACUGUGGUCUGGAACGCAACCAGUUUGCAACGAUGUCAAUGAGUGUAAUGAGAAGUCUCACAAUUGUGCUGAAACAGUGGGAUCUUGUACGAACACUGCGGGAGGCUUUAAUUGCUCGUGUGUGAAGUGUUAUGCGGGUGAUGGCCGAUCGUGCAAGAGAAUCGAGUGUGGGAGUCUUUUGUCGCCGUCCAAUGGAACAAUAAACAGCAGCGACACGACAUGUUCUGCGACGGUUGCGUAUGGAUGCGUUGCUGGAUACCGUCUGAAUGGUGACCAAGUAAGAACGUGUCAGGAAAACGGUUCGUGGAGUGGAGAGCAGCCCCAGUGUUCAGAUGUCGACGAGUGUGCGGAAAGUACGCACGACUGCGAUUCUAAUGCCGAGUGCAUCAACGGGCUAGGAUCUUUUGCCUGCACUUGCAAUCCAUGCUACAGUGGCAGCGGGGCGACAUGCACACGAUUGAAGUGCCCUAUUCUGGUGCCUCCAAAGGCCGGAAGGCUUACUGCAAGCAGUUCUAAUAUGUGCGGAAAGAACUCGACGUUUGAAUGCGAGGUAGGCUAUCGUUUGGUCGGAUCGACUUCUCUGCAAUGCGGCAAGGACUCGCUCUGGUCUGGAACGAAACCGGUCUGCAAUGAUAUCGAUGAAUGUGUACAGGGUACGGACAAUUGCGAUUCCAACGCUGAGUGCAACAACACGGUCGGAUCAUUCACUUGCACUUGUCAUGCUUGCUACAGCGGAGACGGCAUUAAUUGCACGCGAACGUCGUGUGCUGUUUUGAAGCCUCUAGAGAAUGGGAGCAUUUCUGGUGAGACGAAUUUGUGCGGAGAAAAUGUGACGUUUGCUUGUAACGAUGGCUAUCGCUUGUCGGGAUCCUCAUCGAGACAAUGCGGCAUAAACUCACUGUGGUCUGGAACGCAACCAGUUUGCAACGAUGUCAAUGAGUGUAAUGAGAAGUCUCACAAUUGUGCUGAAACAGUGGGAUCUUGUACGAACACUGCGGGAGGCUUUAAUUGCUCGUGUGUGAAGUGUUAUGCGGGUGAUGGCCGAUCGUGCAAGAGAAUCGAGUGUGGGAGUCUUUUGUCGCCGUCCAAUGGAACAAUAAACAGCAGCGACACGACAUGUUCUGCGACGGUUGCGUAUGGAUGCGUUGCUGGAUACCGUCUGAAUGGUGACCAAGUAAGAACGUGUCAGGAAAACGGUUCGUGGAGUGGAGAGCAGCCCCAGUGUUCAGAUGUCGACGAGUGUGCGGAAAGUACGCACGACUGCGAUUCUAAUGCCGAGUGCAUCAACGGGCUAGGAUCUUUUGCCUGCACUUGCAAUCCAUGCUACAGCGGCAGCGGGACGACAUGCACACGAUUGAAGUGCGCUGUUCUGGUGCCUCCAAAGGCCGGAAGGCUUACUGCUAGCAGUUCUAAUAUGUGCGGAAAGAACUCGACGUUUGAAUGCGAGGUAGGCUAUCGUUUGGUCGGAUCGUCUUCUCUGCAAUGCGGCAAGGACUCGCUCUGGUCUGGAACGAAACCGGUCUGCAAUGAUAUCGAUGAAUGUGUAGAGGGUACGGACAAUUGCGAUUCCAACGCUGAGUGCAACAACACGGUCGGAUCAUUCGCUUGCACUUGUCAUGCUUGCUACAGCGGAGACGGCAUUAUGUGCACGCGAACGUCGUGUGCUGUUUUGAAGCCUCUAGAGAAUGGGAUCAUUUCUGGUGAGACGAAUUUGUGCGGAGAAAAUGUGACGUUUGCUUGUAACGAUGGCUAUCGCUUGUCGGGAUCCUCAUCGAGACAAUGCGGCAUAAACUCACUGUGGUCUGGAACGCAACCAGUUUGCAACGAUGUCAAUGAGUGUAAUGAGAAGUCUCACAAUUGUGCUGAAACAGUGGGAUCUUGUACGAACACUGCGGGAGGCUUUAAUUGCUCGUGUGUGAAGUGUUAUGCGGGUGAUGGCCGAUCGUGCAAGAGAAUCGAGUGUGGGAGUCUUUUGUCGCCGUCCAAUGGAACAAUAAACAGCAGCGACACGACAUGUUCUGCGAAGGUUGCGUAUGGAUGCGUUGCUGGAUACCGUCUGAAUGGUGACCAAGUAAGAACGUGUCAGGAAAACGGUUUGUGGAGUGGAGAGCAGCCCCAGUGUUCAGAUGUCGACGAGUGUGCGGAAAGUACGCACGACUGCGAUUCUAAUGCCGAGUGCAUCAACGGGCUAGGAUCUUUUGCCUGCACUUGCAAUCCAUGCUACAGCGGCAGCGGGGCGACAUGCACACGAUUGAAGUGCCCUAUUCUGGUGCCUCCAAAGGCCGGAAGGCUUACUGCAAGCAGUUCUAAUAUGUGCGGAAAGAACUCGACGUUUGAAUGCGAGGGUACGGACAAUUGCGAUUCCAACGCUGAGUGCAACAACAAGGUCGGAUCAUUCGCUUGCACUUGUCAUGCUUGCUACAGCGGAGACGGCAUUAUGUGCACGCGAACGUCGUGUGCUGUUUUGAAGCCUCUAGAGAAUGGGAUCAUUUCUGGUGAGACGAAUUUGUGCGGAGAAAAUGUGACGUUUGCUUGUAACGAUGGCUAUCGCUUGUCGGGAUCCUCAUCGAGACAAUGCGGCAUAAACUCACUGUGGUCUGGAACGCAACCAGUUUGCAACGAUGUCAAUGAGUGUAAUGAGAAGUCUCACAAUUGUGCUGAAACAGUGGGAUCUUGUACGAACACUGCGGGAGGCUUUAAUUGCUCGUGUGUGAAGUGUUAUGCGGGUGAUGGCCGAUCGUGCAAGAGAAUCGAGUGUGGGAGUCUUUUGUCGCCGUCCAAUGGAACAAUAAACAGCAGCGACACGACAUGUUCUGCGACGGUUGCGUAUGGAUGCGUUGCUGGAUACCGUCUGAAUGGUGACCAAGUAAGAACGUGUCAGGAAAACGGUUCGUGGAGUGGAGAGCAGCCCCAGUGUUCAGAUGUCGACGAGUGUGCGGAAAGUACGCACGACUGCGAUUCUAAUGCCGAGUGCAUCAACGGGCUAGGAUCUUUUGCCUGCACUUGCAAUCCAUGCUACAGCGGCAGCGGGACGACAUGCACACGAUUGAAGUGCCCUGUUCUGGUGCCUCCAACGGCCGGAAGGCUUACUGCUAGCAGUUCUAAUAUGUGCGGAAAGAACUCGACGUUUGAAUGCGAGGUAGGCUAUCGUUUGGUCGGAUCGUCUUCUCUGCAAUGCGGCAAGGACUCGCUCUGGUCUGGAACGAAACCGGUCUGCAAUGAUAUCGAUGAAUGUGUACAGGGUACGGACAAUUGCGAUUCCAACGCUGAGUGCAACAACACGGUCGGAUCAUUCACUUGCACUUGUCAUGCUUGCUACAGCGGAGACGGCAUUAAUUGCACGCGAACGUCGUGUGCUGUUUUGAAGCCUCUAGAGAAUGGGAUCAUUUCUGGUGAGACGAAUUUGUGCGGAGAAAAUGUGACGUUUGCUUGUAACGAUGGCUAUCGCUUGUCGGGAUCUUCAUCGAGACAAUGCGGCAUAAACUCACUGUGGUCUGGAACGCAACCAGUUUGCAACGAUGUCAAUGAGUGUAAUGAGAAGUCUCACAAUUGUGCUGAAACAGUGGGAUCUUGUACGAACACUGCGGGAGGCUUUAAUUGCUCGUGUGUGAAGUGUUAUGCGGGUGAUGGCCGAUCGUGCAAGAGAAUCGAGUGUGGGAGUCUUUUGUCGCCGUCCAAUGGAACAAUAAACAGCAGCGACACGACAUGUUCUGCGACGGUUGCGUAUGGAUGCGUUGCUGGAUACCGUCUGAAUGGUGACCAAGUAAGAACGUGUCAGGAAAACGGUUCGUGGAGUGGAGAGCAGCCCCAGUGUUCAGAUGUCGACGAGUGUGCGGAAAGUACGCACGACUGCGAUUCUAAUGCCGAGUGCAUCAACGGGCUAGGAUCUUUUGCCUGCACUUGCAAUCCAUGCUACAGCGGCAGCGGGGCGACAUGCACACGAUUGAAGUGCCCUAUUCUGGUGCCUCCAAAGGCCGGAAGGCUUACUGCAAGCAGUUCUAAUAUGUGCGGAAAGAACUCGACGUUUGAAUGCGAGGUAGGCUAUCGUUUGGUCGGAUCGACUUCUCUGCAAUGCGGCAAGGACUCGCUCUGGUCUGGAACGAAACCGGUCUGCAAUGAUAUCGAUGAAUGUGUACAGGGUACGGACAAUUGCGAUUCCAACGCUGAGUGCAACAACACGGUCGGAUCAUUCACUUGCACUUGUCAUGCUUGCUACAGCGGAGACGGCAUUAAUUGCACGCGAACGUCGUGUGCUGUUUUGAAGCCUCUAGAGAAUGGGAGCAUUUCUGGUGAGACGAAUUUGUGCGGAGAAAAUGUGACGUUUGCUUGUAACGAUGGCUAUCGCUUGUCGGGAUCCUCAUCGAGACAAUGCGGCAUAAACUCACUGUGGUCUGGAACGCAACCAGUUUGCAACGAUGUCAAUGAGUGUAAUGAGAAGUCUCACAAUUGUGCUGAAACAGUGGGAUCUUGUACGAACACUGCGGGAGGCUUUAAUUGCUCGUGUGUGAAGUGUUAUGCGGGUGAUGGCCGAUCGUGCAAGAGAAUCGAGUGUGGGAGUCUUUUGUCGCCGUCCAAUGGAACAAUAAACAGCAGCGACACGACAUGUUCUGCGACGGUUGCGUAUGGAUGCGUUGCUGGAUACCGUCUGAAUGGUGACCAAGUAAGAACGUGUCAGGAAAACGGUUCGUGGAGUGGAGAGCAGCCCCAGUGUUCAGAUGUCGACGAGUGUGCGGAAAGUACGCACGACUGCGAUUCUAAUGCCGAGUGCAUCAACGGGCUAGGAUCUUUUGCCUGCACUUGCAAUCCAUGCUACAGUGGCAGCGGGGCGACAUGCACACGAUUGAAGUGCCCUAUUCUGGUGCCUCCAAAGGCCGGAAGGCUUACUGCAAGCAGUUCUAAUAUGUGCGGAAAGAACUCGACGUUUGAAUGCGAGGUAGGCUAUCGUUUGGUCGGAUCGACUUCUCUGCAAUGCGGCAAGGACUCGCUCUGGUCUGGAACGAAACCGGUCUGCAAUGAUAUCGAUGAAUGUGUACAGGGUACGGACAAUUGCGAUUCCAACGCUGAGUGCAACAACACGGUCGGAUCAUUCACUUGCACUUGUCAUGCUUGCUACAGCGGAGACGGCAUUAAUUGCACGCGAACGUCGUGUGCUGUUUUGAAGCCUCUAGAGAAUGGGAUCAUUUCUGGUGAGACGAAUUUGUGCGGAGAAAAUGUGACGUUUGCUUGUAACGAUGGCUAUCGCUUGUCGGGAUCCUCAUCGAGACAAUGCGGCAUAAACUCACUGUGGUCUGGAACGCAACCAGUUUGCAACGAUGUCAAUGAGUGUAAUGAGAAGUCUCACAAUUGUGCUGAAACAGUGGGAUCUUGUACGAACACUGCGGGAGGCUUUAAUUGCUCGUGUGUGAAGUGUUAUGCGGGUGAUGGCCGAUCGUGCAAGAGAAUCGAGUGUGGGAGUCUUUUGUCGCCGUCCAAUGGAACAAUAAACAGCAGCGACACGACAUGUUCUGCGACGGUUGCGUAUGGAUGCGUUGCUGGAUACCGUCUGAAUGGUGACCAAGUAAGAACGUGUCAGGAAAACGGUUUGUGGAGUGGAGAGCAGCCCCAGUGUUCAGAUGUCGACGAGUGUGCGGAAAGUACGCACGACUGCGAUUCUAAUGCCGAGUGCAUCAACGGGCUAGGAUCUUUUGCCUGCACUUGCAAUCCAUGCUACAGCGGCAGCGGGACGACAUGCACACGAUUGAAGUGCCCUGUUCUGGUGCCUCCAACGGCCGGAAGGCUUACUGCUAGCAGUUCUAAUAUGUGCGGAAAGAACUCGACGUUUGAAUGCGAGGUAGGCUAUCGUUUGGUCGGAUCGUCUUCUCUGCAAUGCGGCAAGGACUCGCUCUGGUCUGGAACGAAACCGGUCUGCAAUGAUAUCGAUGAAUGUGUACAGGGUACGGACAAUUGCGAUUCCAACGCUGAGUGCAACAACACGGUCGGAUCAUUCACUUGCACUUGUCAUGCUUGCUACAGCGGAGACGGCAUUAAUUGCACGCGAACGUCGUGUGCUGUUUUGAAGCCUCUAGAGAAUGGGAUCAUUUCUGGUGAGACGAAUUUGUGCGGAGAAAAUGUGACGUUUGCUUGUAACGAUGGCUAUCGCUUGUCGGGAUCCUCCUCGAGACAAUGCGGCAUAAACUCACUGUGGUCUGGAACCAUAUCGUUCUGCAGUGAUAUUAAUGAGUGCAUCGAAGGCUCUCAUAAUUGUGCUCAAAAGGGGGGACUUUGUGCUAACACACCAGGCGGAUAUAAUUGCUCGUGUGACCCAUGCUAUAAUGGCGACGGCAGGUCUUGCUCUCUAAUUACUUGCGAAAAUCUUACAGCGCCGUCUAAUGGGGCAAUAAGCGGGGAUGGGACAGUGUGUGGUUCCAGGGUAGCCUAUUCUUGUACCUCUGGAUAUCGGCUAAAGGGAGACAGUUUGAGAGAAUGUAAACGGGAUGGCUCAUGGAGUGGAAAGGAGCCUGAGUGUGCAGAUGUCAACGAAUGCAAGGAGAAGACACAUAAAUGUGACACCGCCAAUGGUGCCUGCUCUAACACCGCCGGGAGUUAUAAAUGCUCGUGCAAAAAAUGCUACACUCUGAACGGCGUUUCUUGUGAGUUACUUCAUUGUUCCAAUUUGUCAGCUCCAAUUCAUGGAAGAUUAUCGUCAUUGGAUACGGGUUGUGGGAGCAUGGUCUCGUUCUCCUGUUUAGAUGGUUUUGCCCGUUCAAGUGGCUCACAAAAGCGAAAGUGUAAUCCGAAGGGAAGGUGGUCUGGCAAAUCUCUCUUGUGCAAAGGUUGGCUCUAUUUAACCUAAUUAACUGAAUUAAUGACUAAUAUAAUAAUUCGAAUCUCUAUAUCUAUAUCAAAGC
This is a messenger RNA of Corticium candelabrum, 14071 nucleotides long. Its product is annotated as fibrillin-2-like. NCBI's taxonomy places the organism in Eukaryota, Metazoa, Porifera, Homoscleromorpha, Homosclerophorida, Plakinidae. Gene Ontology annotation, molecular function: chitin binding; calcium ion binding. Gene Ontology annotation, cellular component: extracellular region. The transcript is spliced from 73 exons. The record is from RefSeq and is a predicted model, not a curated record. Bases 1 to 14016 code for a protein of 4671 amino acids.